Molecule: messenger RNA, 874 nt
Organism: Populus trichocarpa (black cottonwood)
Lineage: Eukaryota; Viridiplantae; Streptophyta; Magnoliopsida; Malpighiales; Salicaceae
Product: pyridoxine/pyridoxamine 5'-phosphate oxidase 2
Exons: 8
Coding region: 22-621 (199 amino acids)
Biological process (GO): pyridoxine biosynthetic process
Molecular function (GO): FMN binding; pyridoxamine phosphate oxidase activity
Source: RefSeq, a predicted model, not a curated record
GAAGCAGCGAGCGAGCAUGAAAUGGGAACAGUAACCCCAUCUCCAUGGAAGCGGCUUCUUCUGAGCGCAAUAGAGUCAAACUCUCACCUCAAACACUCUUAUUUCGUUCAAUUUGCAACAAUUGGAUCUAAUGGCAGACCUUCCAAUCGCUCUGUCGUUUUCAGAGGAUUUGAAGAAAAUAGCGAUAGAAUCCAAAUCAACACUGAUUUCCGUACACGCAAGAUUGAAGAGCUUAAUCAUUGUCCAUUUGCUGAGAUAUGUUGGUAUUUUACCGACUCUUGGGAGCAAUUCCGGAUCAAUGGAAGAGUUGAUGUUAUUGAUGGGUCCAAUCCCAAUCCGGCAAAGCUUCAGCAAAGAGAGAAAUUGUGGUUUGCUAGUGCUAUAAAAUCAAGGCUGCAGUACUUGGGACCUAAUCCUGGUCUUCCUUGUCUAAGUGAGCAAUCUCCAGAUGAAUUCUUUCUUGACCCCUCUUCAGGCCCAGUCGCCACAUUCUGUCUGCUGGUUUUAGAGCCUGAUCAGGUUGAUUACUUGAAUUUGAAGAGUAACCAGAGAAUAGUGUCCACCUUGUCACGGAGUGCCAAUGGAGAAAUGUGUUGGAAUUCAGAGAUGAUCAAUCCAUAAAUCUACAUGAGAAAGAGCCGUUAAUUUGAAACCUUUAAGUGUAUCUAUAGAAGAAUAAAGAAGGAACUUACUGAUGUUUGCUUGAAUGAGUUUUAUAUAAUCUUUUGUUUUACCUUCUACAAAAGAACCAGUAUGUAUUAGCUAUAAAAAUCUUCAAUUUCAUCUGAAUGUGAAAAACCUGGAUCAGGCCCUUGGAUUCGUAACCAACUUAUUUUAUAUCUAUGCAAGAGUUAAGUGCUACUUUGAUGUUAAA